Prorocentrum cordatum is the source of this 5463-nucleotide messenger RNA. Lineage: Eukaryota; Dinophyceae; Prorocentrales; Prorocentraceae. The record is from the annotation of a GenBank genome assembly.
AUGCUGCGGGAGCGGGAGCCCGCGGACGUGACCGCCGCCCUGACCGCGGACACGGACACGGACGCCCCGAUUUCCAACGGAAGGGAGAAUCGGAUGCAGGUGAGCACCGCCGCCCUGGCCGCGGACACGGACGAGCCCGCGACCUGCCCCGAGGGCAGCCCCGCGGCCCGGCCGCCGCCCUGGGCGGUGCGCGGCGCGCUGUGCCUCGCCGCGGCCUGCGGCGCCGCCGGCCUGGCCGCCGCCGCGCGGCACCGCCGGGGCGGCGGGCCGCCGCCCCGGUCCCUCGUGGUGCCGCAGGAGGGCCGCGACCAGCUCGAGCCCCUGCCCGCGAGCACCGCGCCGUACGAGCUCCGGCGGAGGACUGGGUGUGGGAACUGGGCGGAGAUCCUGCUGGGGAGCGGGGUGCUGGUUGCGGGCGCGGAGGAGUGUGCGUCCAGGUGCACCCAGCGCGGCGACUGCAGGGCCUUCAACUACCAGUCCGGGGGCGUGGCGCUGCACUGCCACGCCGCCAAGGAGGCGAGCAAGGCUGGCAAGGGCUGGUGCUACCUCUUCGCCGAGGGGUGCCAGACCGGGGCCGACAAGUGCAACGACCUGUACGUGCCGCGCACGGCCGGCGUGAACUUCACGCUGGCGCGCCAGGGGACUGGGUGCGCCAAUUGGGAGAGGAUAGGCAUGGGCGAGACGACGGUGGCCGGAAGCGCUAGGCAGUGCGCUGGCUGGUGCUCCGCCUCCGCUGGGUGCAGGGGCUUCAACUGGCAGCCGAGCGCCUGCUCGGAUGGCGAGCAGGUGCAGCGGGGUGCCUGCAUCCUGUUCCGGAGCCUGUGCGCGGUGGAGGAGAACGCCUGCUGGGACAUGUACGAGGUGAACGGCCUCUCUCUCCUGGAGCUCACGGACGCACUGCGGCCCGGCUCUUUCGCCGACCCGGAGGAGGCCCUGGCGCAGUUCCCAAUCACCGUGCCUGGCUGCGACCUCGCGGAGCUCACGCUGGAGGCGAACGUGGACCUGCAGGAGCUCUUCCUGGACAGGGUCAAGGGCACGGUCGCUGGGGCCCUUGCGAACGAGGGGCUGGAGACCGGGAGCAUUGCCGUCGAGCUGUUCGACGGCAGCGGCUCGGUCAUCGCGAACUGCGUGAUCAAGACCGGGGACGUGGCCGCAGUUGCCAGUGCGCUCACCGCGAGGAAGGGCGAGAUCGCCUCCGAUGUCUGCUCCGCGCUCGCGGCGGCGCCAGGCCUGGCCAGCGUGGCCUGCCUGGGGGAGGGCGCCUGCAGUGCUGGCGGCGCGAUCGUCGCGAAGCUGGCGGACGGCUCCGCUGGAACGUCGGCGCCGACGCUAGCUCCCACGCCUCCGUCCACCGUGGCCACAACUUCGACCUCCACGUCGGCCACCGAGGCUUCGACGAGCACGUCGGCCACAGAGGCUUCGACGAGCACGUCGGUCACGGAGGCUUCGACAGGCACCUCGUCCACCGUGGUCUCGACAAGCUUGCCCGAGCCAGCUCUGGAGAUCUCGACGACCGUAACGUUGAGCACGCCCGAGCCAGCUCUGGAGAUGUCGACGACCGCAACGUUGGCGACCACCACCAUCACCGAGACUACCGCCGGCAGUCUUCGGACCACCUUCACGCUCCCCGCCGGGUCGAUCCCAGACGACCCGGAGGCAGCGGCCGCCGUCCUGAAGAGGUUGGCGGAGGUGCUCGCCGAGGAGACCGGCGCGCACGCCUCUGCCUCCCUGGGCCAGCAGCACGAGCGGCGGCUCAGCGCGGCCGCGUCGGGGCAGGAGGUGGAGGUUACCUUCGACCCCGGCUCCCCAGAGCUCGCCGCCCUGCUCGACGAGCGGCGAGACGAGCUGACGUCCAAGCUCUCCGAGACCGCCGCGGCCGCGGCGCGGGAGGCCGAGGACUCCAGGGCGCCGGGCGCGGCGACGUCGGCCAGCAGCGCCGACUGCGGGGACGGCGGCGACCAUUUCGACGCCAUCGUCUACGCUGUGCUCGGGGUCGGGGCGGUCGGGGCCCUGCUGCUGUGCGGCUACGCGGCCGUGGCUUGCUGCCACGAGGCCAAGAAGCGGGGGCGCGAAAGCCCGCGCGAGGCCCGCGAGCGGCUGGUGCCGCCGGGCGAGCAGGCGCCAGGCGCGGGCGCCGACGAGGGGGCGGCGGUGCAGCGGGCGCAGAAGCUCCCCUCCGUGGGCCCUGGCGGCGCCGAGGCGGAGACGAACCUCGUGGAGGGCGCGGCGGCCGGCGCCACGGCGCUGACUGUCAGGUCCACGAACGGCUUCGGCAGGGGCGACCGGGUCCAGAUCACGAGCCACCGGGGGAGCGAGACGAAGGUGGUCUGCGGCUUCGACGGCGACACGGGCGCCAUGCUGGUGCACACCGGGCUCUUCUACGCCCACGCCAUGGGCGCGUUCGUGAGCAAGGUGAGGGGCCCCCGGCCCGCCGACACCACGCCCACGGGCGUCGACGACGGGCCCCCAGAGGAGCCCGACGAUGCGCCCCUGAUGAUUCCGCCCACGCCCCGGAGCUCCUCCAGCCGCUCGGGGAGCCACUGGAGCGGGCCGGGCGACGCCGCUGAGGCUGCGGGCUGGGCGGUCACGCUGGAGGCGGGCAGCGCGGGGAGGCCGCUGGGCCUGUCGCUGGUGCCAGUGGAGGACGACGAGGGCGGGGCGCUGCUCGUGGGCUGCGUCCACGACGAGAGCCGGGCGAGCGACUGGAACGGCGAGCUCCAGGCGACCGCUCCUCCACCCUUCUGCACGAGCGAAAUGGACACUGAAAGAAUGGGUACACUGCCCAACAGCGGAUCCUCGAAGGGGCGGCACGCUGCUGGUGGGGCUCUCGAGGGCGGACCACCGGCUCGUUGUCUUCAACGCCGACAGGGCCGAGCUCUGCGACCAGUGCGAGAGGCCCAUCGCCGUCGGCUCGCGCACUCGGUGGUGCGACCCGUGCGACUGGUGGCUGUGCGGGGACUGCUGCCCCGCGGGCUCCGCCGAGGGGUCGAGGGUGCGGCAGUUUCGGUCACCCGCUGGCAGACCGAAGUUGCUGGCGGUGCACGUCUUCGGUGCCACGGGCCUGGGGUCGCCCGAGAGGACGGACAAGUGGUGCGAGGUCGCCGUCGCGGGGAUGAGCUGCCCCUCCGGCCCCAGGACCGACGACUGCCUCGCCUGCGGCGACCCGACGUGGGGCAAGACGCUGGCGUUCACCGAGGGCGACCGGGCCGACGACGUCGAGUUCGUCGUCUACGAGAGGCUCCAGGGAGAGAGGCGGCUGGUCGGGCGCGCACGGCUGCUCGGCGUGAACCUGGCGCCGCACGGGGACGCCGGCGAGCAGGAGCUUCCGCUGCACGACUGCCCCGGCGGGGCCAGCGGGGCCCUGCUCAAGGUUCAGGUGACGAUGACCUACCGCUGGUGAUAAAUAUCCCACAGGUGGGCAAGCGGCACGAGGUCAGCUCGCGCCCCCGCACGGGGGAGCGGGCCCUCGGCGAGCCCCCGACUUUGCGGCCGAAGUCCCGCGCCGAGAUGGCGCCGCGCGCGCAGGCUCAGUGCGGCAUGCCCGCGCCGUGGCGCGGCUGCGGCUUGGAGCCCCACGGUCGUCUAUCAGUCCACCAGCCUGGCACCCCGCCGCGGAGCGGCCCCAGGGCCACCUCGGCCUUACGCGCCGACCUCCACUUGUGGGACCUGCACACGGGCUCCGACACUCAGGGUGUGGAUCCGCCGCCAGGCCUCUCCGGCUCCGAAGCAGGCUCACGGGUGCCGCCUUUGGUCGACCUCCGCGCGGCCCUUGCCUCGGAUGGGGUGCAGCUGUUUAGCAGCGGGAGUAUGCCGUGCACUGCGGCGUCGCCACUUCUGUCCGAGCGCUUCACGGUCGCCGACGGUGACCGCGCGGCCAGCGGAACACCCCUGAGCGCGGACUGGCAUCGUGUCUCCGGGGAUUCGCCCUCCCAGGCCAGGCAACUGAGGUCCCUCGGCUCCGAGCGGUCGGCAACCCUGCCAUGGACCGAGAGAGUCCCGAGCGAGUCCGUGCCGGCCCCGCCGACCCAGGCGCCUCUUCUUCCCAUCGCGGAGGUGCAGCCAAAGCUGGGCGGGUCGAACGGGGGGCCGGGGGACCUCGGCGCAGAGCCGAGCGCGGUCGCUAGUUGCAGCGACCCAGGAUCGCUGGCUGCGCCACGUUGUACGUUGCAGACCCCCGCGAUGCCUACUGCCGCCAUGCGACGCACGCAAGCUCGCCCGGAGGCCGACCUGGGGGCCGCCCGUACCACGGCCGCGGCGCUCCCGCCCUUCCGAGCCAGCACCCUGUCCCCCUUGCCAGGGUGCCGCGCCGACGCCCAUAGCGUCGCGCCGCGCGCCAACUCUGCGCCUGCCCUGCUGGCCGGGCGCUCGCUGGGCGCAGCGGCUAUGCUGCGCGCUACCCGCGAGCAGGCUGCCAAUGCGACCACCGCCGGAGCGGCGCAACUCAGGGCUGUGCUUCCGUGGGGCCACAGCGCAGAGCGCAGCAAGGAGCGUGCGGAUAAGCCCACGGCUAGCUAUCGCGACGUGGUCGAGGCUAGGGCUCAUUCGGGCGCCCAGGCGUCGCAUCCGCGCGAGCGCCGUGGCGUCGGGCGCCUGUGCUCUGCGGCGCCCGUCAGGCCACGGACCGCCAUUAGUUGCGUUGGCCGCUCCCGCUCCGCAGCACCUGCCGCCACGCGCUCGGCUGCGUUUUCCGAGACGAUGUGCGCUAUUGACCGCAGGUGGCGCGAGCACUCCCCAGGACUCAGGCCUCUGAUCCUGGACGGCACGGACCGCCAGUCGGGAGCCGCGCCGAGCACCGGCGAGGUCGUCGAGGCCGCCCGCGCCGAGCAACGCGGCCGCACCUCGCGUCGCAAGCGCAGGGAGCCGCCGAGCGUCUGGCCUGCCUCUGCGGCGGGGCGGCUGGUCGACCCGGCCCUGUGCCGACCCGGGCUCUAUCGUGCGCCCCCGCAGGCAUGCACGCAGCUCCCGCCCGGCUCCAGGGCCGGCCCCGCAGGGCCAGCCUUCAUUGCCUACUCCAACGCGCGGGCGGGGAGGGGACAUGCUGUCGCGGGCCGUUUGGCGACAGUGGUCGACGAUGUCGACGCGGGCGACGAAAUCUUGUCUCCGCGCGACCAGACCGCGGCAACGCGCGACGCCGCGAAGAAGCUGGCGCAGACGAGCGCCGACCGCUUUUCGGGAAAAUGCGACGGGCUUUGCGUCGUGAAGGCCUUGGUCGACGAGAAGCGAGCGGACCCCCGCCUGGACUUGAAGGGCGCGCGUUGGAAGGUCCAGACAAUCAAGGCAGCGGAGGAGAACGGGGAGGGCUCCGAGGUAGACGGCCACGCGCGCGCGGGCCGAUCCACCGAGGGCGACAUCGCGAUGGCCGCGCUGCGCGGGAGCGACGCGGCGCCCGAGGAGAUCGAUGGCAACGGCGAGGCGUCGCUCCUGACGCGCCUGCGGCGGCCGCCCAGCGCGCGCGUUCGGUAG